Molecule: messenger RNA, 1484 nt
Organism: Drosophila willistoni
Lineage: Eukaryota; Metazoa; Arthropoda; Insecta; Diptera; Drosophilidae
Gene: Ant2
Product: ADP,ATP carrier protein 2
Exons: 3
Coding region: 121-1044 (307 amino acids)
Biological process (GO): mitochondrial ADP transmembrane transport; mitochondrial ATP transmembrane transport
Cellular component (GO): mitochondrial inner membrane
Molecular function (GO): ATP:ADP antiporter activity
Source: RefSeq, a predicted model, not a curated record
AAAAAAGAAAAGAAAUUACUUAACAAAUCUUGAUUUAAAACAAAUACGAACUGUAUCCUUUUCAUUGACACACUAAUUUCCGAUUCUAAUAGGUGUGAUAUAUAGUGUACGCCACGAAAAAUGGGUGAAGAUGGUGGUGGUCAUGGCAAGGGCUCCGGCGAUCUCAAAUCCUUUCUCAUGGACUUUAUGAUGGGCGGCGUAUCGGCAGCUAUAGCCAAGACGGCGGUGGCGCCCAUCGAGCGUGUGAAGCUGAUAUUGCAAGUGCAGGAGGUAUCCAAGCAGAUACCGCAGGAUCAACGAUAUAAAGGCAUUAUCGACUGUUUUGUUCGCAUACCCAAGGAGCAGGGAUUUAAAUCGCUUUGGCGUGGCAAUCUGGCCAAUGUAAUACGUUAUUUUCCCACUCAGGCAUUGAAUUUUGCCUUCAAAGACGUCUACAAGUCGAUUUUCCUUGGAGGUGUGGAUAAGAAUAAACAAUUUUGGCGCCAUUUUAUGGGUAAUUUAGCAUCUGGUGGUGCAGCAGGAGCCACCUCCUUGUGUUUUGUAUAUCCCUUGGACUUUGCUCGUACACGUCUUGCUGCUGAUGUGGGCAAGGGUGGCAAUCGGGAAUUUAAUGGCCUCAUCGAUUGCCUUAUGAAGGUGGUCAAAACGGAUGGCCCCAUCGGGCUGUAUCGCGGCUUUAUUGUCUCUGUGCAAGGCAUUGUUAUAUAUCGUGCCGCAUACUUUGGAUUCUAUGAUACAUGCCGCGACUAUUUGCCCAAUCCCAAGAGCACACCUUUCUAUGUUAGUUGGGCCAUUGCCCAAGUGGUUACAACAGUCGCUGGUAUUGCCUCUUAUCCCUUCGAUACAGUCCGUCGUCGCAUGAUGAUGCAGUCCGGUCUAUCGAAAUCGGAAAUGAUCUACAAGAAUACGGCCCACUGUUGGCUGACAAUUGCCAAACAGGAGGGUGCGAGUGCCUUCUUCAAAGGCGCCUUCUCCAAUAUUAUUCGAGGCACUGGCGGUGCCCUAGUACUUGCCAUUUACGAUGAAUUCAAGAAGUACUUCUAAACGUCGGACGUGUUCGGGACGAAUCACUCGGGAGUAUUGGAUCAGCAUUAUCAUCAUCAUCAUCAUCAUUAACGUUAGUUAUCGUUGUCAAUUAGCAUCAUUUGCAGCAGUAGAAGCUACCUCUAUAAACCUCAUGGCAUUAGCAAGGAUUAUGUCCACUGAGAAGUGGUCUUUAGCUAUCAUCUUUGUUGACCCCAGCUCUUACGCCCUAACCUGGAAUACCUUCACCACAAUCAUAACCAGACAAUUAAUUGACUCACCACUUAACCAUAUAUUUUUGAAUCCAUUUCUUCGACAAUACCGAUCGCUCAACUUCAAAUGCAAAGAACCACAUAAAACCAAGUGACACAAAUUUUACAUAGAUAGCUAAACACAAUCCAUCCUGAAAUUUUUAUGAACGAUACCCGGAGAAGAAAUAUAUAUCAUGCUAAAAUCCUGUA